Messenger RNA from Aedes albopictus (Asian tiger mosquito), 2031 nucleotides. Its product is annotated as arylsulfatase B-like. The transcript is spliced from 5 exons. Bases 309 to 1988 code for a protein of 559 amino acids. Lineage: Eukaryota; Metazoa; Arthropoda; Insecta; Diptera; Culicidae. The record is from RefSeq and is a predicted model, not a curated record.
CUACGCUUACGCAUCGAGCAGGAAGCGGCGGUUAUUGGCUGAUGGCUGGUAGCGUGGAAAUAUACGAUCGUUCAGUCGAUGUUUAGCGCUUCGCGAUAAUAGUUGGCGCGCGGUUCGGGAGAGCAGGUCGCGGUACGUUCUCGUGGCUUGUUGUGGACUCUAGUUCUGAUACCUACGAUGAGCAGCGUGGUCACGCUUGGUGUGUUUUUAUUUUGCAAUCAAGAUCUCUACGGUGGCAGGUAGUAAAAGUGUGGAGAAUUGAAUCAAUGUGAUUGUGUUUAUUGUUUGGUUGAUUAGUAGUACAAAUAAUGGGGAGGUGUGAUUUCAAGUAUAAUCAUUUCAAGUGUUUCAUUAUAGCAGGACUUCUCAUCACGCAAUGUAUCCCAACGCAAAGCAAACCCCCACCAAACAUCGUGUUCAUCCUGGCCGAUGACCUCGGCUGGAAUGACGUGGGCUUUCACGGUUCCUCGCAAAUCCCGACUCCAAACCUGGACGCUCUAGCCUACUCGGGUGUCAUUCUGAACCGCUACUAUGUGACGCCAAUUUGUACCCCGUCCAGAUCGGCUCUGAUGACGGGAAAGUAUCCCAUUCACACGGGAAUGCAACAUGCCGUCCUGUACGGUAUGGAACCUCGAGGGCUACCGCUGACCGAGAAACUGCUGCCACAGUACUUGAAGGAACUUGGCUACAUGAACCACAUCUACGGCAAGUGGCAUCUAGGUUCCUACACCCGCAAGCACACUCCACUGGAACGUGGUUUCGAUUCGCACGUCGGUUUCUGGACUGGCCAUCAUCACAUGUUUGACCACACGGCUGUCGAAACUAACGUGUGGGGGUUGGAUAUGCGUCGAGGUUUCGACGUGGCUUAUGAUCUCCAUGGCUACUAUACAACGCACGUGAUAAGGGACGAAUCGGUGGCGGCGAUCCGGAGGCAUAAUACUUCACAACCGAUGUUCCUGUAUGUAUCACAUGCAGCGACUCAUUCGGCGAAUCCGUAUGACUUUCUACCGGCGCCGGACGAGACCGUGGAAAGGAUGUCGGGCAUUUCGAAUUUUGCGCGGAGAAAAUUCGCUGCCAUGCUAACCGAGUUGGACCAGUCUGUGGGAGCAAUUGUCCUUGCCCUGACUGAACGAGGCAUGCUGGAAAAUUCGAUUAUUGUAUUCAGUACUGACAACGGUGGCCCAGCGGAAGGUUUCAACAACAACGCAGCAUCCAAUUGGCCUCUCAGGGGAACCAAGAAUACCCUUUGGGAAGGUGGUGUCCGCGGUGCGGGCUGCAUAUGGAGUCCGUUGAUUGAGAAACGCCGACGAGUUUCCCAUCAGAUAAUUCACAUCAGCGAUUGGCUUCCGACGCUACUGGAUGCAGCUGGAUAUGAUUUGGAUAAUCUUCCAUCAAACUUGGACGGAAUUAGCGUGUGGAAUCAGCUUCGGAAUGGCAAUGCUACCGAUCGUCACGAAAUCCUGCACAAUAUCGACGACAUCUGGGGAAGCGCAGCUUUGACCGUUGAUGACUGGAAAGUGGUCCAUGGGACCAACUAUGAGGGCAAGUGGGAUGCUUGGUAUGGACCAGCCGGCGAUCACGACACCAAGUCCUACAACCUAUCGUCAGUAUUCCAAUGCCCAACCGGCAAGACUCUGAACAAACUGAAAAUGCUUCCACCGGAGGAGGAAAUCCUUAAUCUUCGGCGUAAGGCAACCGUCCACUGUGCGAACGGAACGGAAAGUACGUGCAAUCCGCUGGAGUCGCCUUGUCUGUUCGACCUUACCAACGAUCCGUGCGAGUUGGUAAACUUGGCCGACCAAUACCCGGUAAUACUGGAAGCGUUGUUGGACAAACUGAGCGACUAUAAUGCGACGGCAGUGCCUCCGGGGAAUAUGCCACUGGAUUUGCGUGGCGAUCCACGUUUUUGGGGCUACACGUGGCAUAACUUUGGUGACGAACUGGAGAUGUUCGAGUUCGAGAACAUGACUGAAAGUGCAUUUUUAUAAUACAAGAUGACUGAAAUACAAAUACUAUGUGGUAUACUGUAAA